This is a messenger RNA of Oncorhynchus nerka (sockeye salmon), 1581 nucleotides long. Its product is annotated as UDP-glucuronosyltransferase 2A2-like. The transcript has a single exon. Gene Ontology annotation, molecular function: UDP-glycosyltransferase activity. The record is from RefSeq and is a predicted model, not a curated record. The coding region runs from base 255 to 1181 and encodes 308 amino acids. Lineage: Eukaryota; Metazoa; Chordata; Actinopteri; Salmoniformes; Salmonidae.
UGGAACAAACUCCCUCACGACGCCAGGACAGCGGAGUCAAUCACCACCUUCUGGAGACACCUGAAACCCCACCUCUUUAAGGAAUACCUAGGAUAGGAUAAAGUAAUCCUUCUCACCCCCCCCCCUUAAAAGAUUUAGAUGCACUAUUGUAAAGUGGCUGUUCCACUGGAUGUCAUAAGGUGAAUGCACCAAUUUGUAAGUCGCUCUGGAUAAGAGCGUCUGCUAAAUGACUUAAAUGUAAAUGUAAAUGUAAGAUGAGUUUUUUUGAGCGUGUCCUUGUUUAUGUCAUCAGGCAGUAUCUGUACAGACAGGCAAUUAGACCUCAUUAUUCUGCUUUAGUUAGUCGUUACUUUGGUCCCGAGGUCGACUUCUUCUCAUUGUUUCAAGCUGCUGAUUUAUGGCUCAUGAGAGUUGACUUUGUGUUUGAGUUCCCUCGUCCCACCAUGCCUAACAUUAUCUAUAUUGAAGGGUUCAAAUGUAAACCUGCCAAGCCUCUUCUCCCAAAAUUGGUGGAGUUUGUUCAGGGUUCUGGGGUGCAUGGACUCAUUAUCAUGUCUUUGGGAACUUUUAUUGGGCAGCUUCCACUUGAUAUAGCUGAUGAGAUAGCUGUUGCUUUUGCCCAACUGCCUCAGAAGGUAAUCUGGAGGUAUAAAGGAGACAGGCCAGCUACUCUGGGUAACAACACCUUAUUAGUUGACUGGAUGCCUCAGAAUUAUCUUGUAGGACACCCUAUGACAAGGCUGUUUGUAGCUCACAGAGGAACAAAUGGGAUUUUCGAGGCUAUCUACCGCAGUGUUCCAAUAGUAGGCCUUCCUCUGGUGUUCGACCAAACUGACAAUCUUUCUAGAAUGAAAGUGAAGGGUGUAGCAAAGGUUGUGUAUUUAGCAACACUAGAUAGAAACAUAUUAUCCCAGGCCUUACAGGAAGUUCUGGAUGAGCCAUCCUACAGGACGAACAUGCAGAGACUCUCCAGGCUACACAGGGACGUGCCAAUGGAGCCCCUGGACACUGCCCUCUUCUGGAUUGAGUUUGUCAUGAGACACAAAGGUGCUGCUCACCUGCGUACAGAGUCCUACAGAAUGCACUGGUACUCGUACCACUCUGUAGAUGUAAUGGUCUUUUUACUGACUGUUGUGUUAUUUACUCUGCUGGCUUUCAUUGGCAUUUUCAGAUGUUUCUGAUGCAGGUCAUGUUUGAAAAUUAAAAUGAAAGAGGAAUGAUUAUGGCUUUCAUCUGUACACAGUGUGGUACAACAAUAUGUUUUUACUUGUCUCACUCAUUAUACUUUUUGUUCACAUGACAAAUAUAUGUGGCAUUGAUGUAGACAUACAGUAUUGUUGACAGAUGUUUUAUCUAUUUGCUUUUGAAGAUUUUGCUAAACUUACAACUGUACCUUAACUGUUCAGCCCAUUUAAUCAAAGGUUUUAAUAGGAAAGUCCAAAUGUGCACUUUAAAAAUGAAUGCUGUUAUAGUUGUGUGUGGCUGCUUUCUUUGUGUGUAACAGUUAAACUGAUGUAAAUGUUGAUUCUCCAGAAGACCGUUAAGGAGCUCUGUUUUUUAAUAAAGAUAUCAUGCAGCUUA